UCUAAAUCUAAUAAUUGAAAACCCUUUUUUUUUUUCUUUCUUGUGGCAAAGCACUUUGGUCUCUUAGAUCUUGACCAACCCUCGGAAAACCCUUUAGAGAAAGAUACAGAGCAAGCAAAGCUAUGUCGUCUCUGCUUCUCAGCCUUUCUUCCAGGCCAUCUCUCCGCAAACUUUCUCUGAGAUGUCACACUCUUCGGAUGUUCUCCUCCUCCACCACCACCAACCCGUACUUGAUGUAUCGUAUGACGCACUAUGGAAGUUCUUUUGAUGAUAUUGAUGUAUCAAGCGAUAUCCACUAUUUUGACCCGGUCAAGGAAGAUGAAGUUAUUGUCCGAGGCAAGGCAUUUCCCAUGGAGUUGCGUGCAACGAGUCUGGUUGGAAUGUCCCAUGGAUGGGGAGUUUACAAUGUUGAGAGUGAUGAACAUAAAGCCCUUUAUGUUAGCGACUACUGCAAUCCUUGUGGCUCCAAGUCAAAUCCCAAAGUCAUUCCUUUGCAUCCCAUGGGUCAACCUAAUAUCACCCAAAAGCGCAUCAUCACUAACGCCGCAAUGACUUGUUCACCUGAUCAAAGGAAAGAUUUUGUAGUGGCUGCCAAUUGUUUAGGACUUGAGAUCAAUUUCUUUAGGCCUUGUGGCAAACCCGAGUACUCUGGUUCGGGCGGCUUUAAAACCCAGUCCCACUAUUUUGAUCUAUCAAAGGUUAUGUAUUCAAAGAGAGAUGACAAGUUCUACACUCCAAGCGAUGGAGGCCACUUCUUGAUUUCCUGGGACUCUUGCUUCGAGGAGAUUUUGACUAUCCCCAAGAUGCAUGAGUUUCGGUUUUGCAACCUUCCUGAGUUGACCCAGUCUGAGUGGGAACUCUUGGACUCAUGUUCCCCGCCUACUGCACACCUUGUGGAGUCUCCCUCAGGACAGCGGUUCCUAAUCAAGUGGUACGCUCAGAACUACAAACCGGGAGAGAAAAUGACAUUCUUGUGUCGCGGAACAAAGCGUUUCAUGGUGUUUAGAGAGGAGGAAGAUAUGAACAUGUGUUACACAGAGGACAUAGGAGAUCUCUGCAUAUUCCUUGGCGUUAGUGAGCCCUUCUGUGUCAAGGCAAUCUCAUUCCCUGGCCUAAACCCUAACUCGAUAUACUUUGCAGGCGAAGGCUUUGGUGUUUACGAUAUCGCCACUAGAAAACCACGUUCCUUCCGUCCCAAGUCUCCCUCAGCCUUCUCCAAAACACCAGUCUUCCCUCUCUGGAUCCCUCCAAUGCCUCUCUAGCUAGUUACAAUAUAUAUAUAUGCUCUCUGAAACUUCACUAGUUGUGCCAAGAUUGUAAGACUAAUUAAUGUCUCCCUGGUUACUAUGCUCUCUGUUCUAGUUUUCAUUGGAGUAGUGUAAGACUAAUUGAAUUUAUCAUUCGAAGUAGUGUAAGACUAGUUACAAUGA
Molecule: messenger RNA, 1430 nt
Organism: Camelina sativa (false flax)
Lineage: Eukaryota; Viridiplantae; Streptophyta; Magnoliopsida; Brassicales; Brassicaceae
Source: RefSeq, a predicted model, not a curated record